UGACGCCCGCCCUCUGUUGUUCUAAUUCUCAAACGUUCGGGGAAUUUUGCGCAAGACAUGGAGGCAGAGAUCCAACGUUGGUGUUGAUGUUUUUAUCAAAUUGACAUUUACUUUUGACCUGAAAAAAAUAGCUCGGAAAAAUCAACUACCUCAUGGCUACUAUAGCUGCUUCCAGAAUAAAGAGGGAACUCAAAGAAGUAAAGGCAGAUGCUGAGCUGAUCAAAGAUGACGUCUCUGUCGAACUGAUGGAUAAUUCCUAUUUAGCACUUACCGGGGAGAUCCCCGGCCCUAAAGACACACCGUAUGAAGGAGGGACAUUCCAUCUCAAGAUCAUCAUCCCUGAAACCUAUCCUUUCAACCCUCCGCAGGUGAGUUUUACCACCAAGAUUUGGCAUCCAAACAUCAGUUCAGUGACGGGGGCCAUCUGCCUAGACAUAUUGAAAGACCAGUGGGCAGCGGCCAUGACGCUACGCACGGUGCUACUAUCAGUCCAGGCCUUGCUGUCACUACCAGAGCCAGAUGAUCCACAGGACGCUGUGGUCGCACAACAGUACAAAGAAAACCAAGAUGCAUAUCGGAGAACGGCCAGACAUUGGGCCUGUGCCUAUGCCGGAGCCAAAAGCAGCAGUAGAGAGCUUGACGAGAAGGUGGAAAGAAUAACAGAAAUGGGCUUCAACGAGUCAGACGCAAGAGACGCACUCUCCUCCACGGACUGGGAUGUUGGAAGGGCCGUGGAAAAGCUAAUGAGUUGAUGCAAAGGAUUUAUCCGUAAUGCUAUCAUCUAUAUAUACAUACACCCUUCCUUCCAAUACUCCUUCCAAACGAUCGGGGGUCAAUGUCAUGAAGCUGCUAGUCCGAAAAAAAAAUUGCCAAGCCCACAAAAUAUUUACUCAGAAAAUUCAGUUUAACAGCUAAAAAUAGCUUGGAACAGAAACGGCUUGUGACGGUAAUAUUUACACUAGUGGCAGCUCA
Molecule: messenger RNA, 972 nt
Organism: Patiria miniata (bat star)
Lineage: Eukaryota; Metazoa; Echinodermata; Asteroidea; Valvatida; Asterinidae
Gene: ube2k
Product: ubiquitin-conjugating enzyme E2 K-like
Exons: 5
Coding region: 153-752 (199 amino acids)
Molecular function (GO): protein binding
Source: RefSeq, a predicted model, not a curated record